This is a messenger RNA of Otolemur garnettii (small-eared galago), 1024 nucleotides long. Its product is annotated as bile salt sulfotransferase-like. Gene Ontology annotation, cellular component: cytoplasm. The record is from RefSeq and is a predicted model, not a curated record. Bases 20 to 874 code for a protein of 284 amino acids. Gene Ontology annotation, molecular function: sulfotransferase activity. Lineage: Eukaryota; Metazoa; Chordata; Mammalia; Primates; Galagidae. The transcript is spliced from 6 exons. Gene Ontology annotation, biological process: sulfation.
GCCUGAGGACCAGAUCAUCAUGUCAGACAACUUAUGGUAUGAAGGCAUCCCUUUCCCGAAGAAGGAUUAUAACCCUGAGAUCCUAAGGAAAGUGCAGGAAGAGUUUGUGAUAAAGGAUGAAGAUGUAUUAAUAAUCACUUUUCCCAAAUCAGGAACAAACUGGUUGAUUGAGAUCCUCUGCCUGAUUUACUCCAAGGGGGAUACCAAGUGGAUCCAGUCUGUGCCCAUCUGGGAACGCUCACCCUGGAUAGAGUCUGAGCCUGGGUUUGCUUUUGCAAAUGACAGGGAGGGCCCACGCUUGCUCAGCUCCCACCUCCCCAUCCAUCUCUUCCCCAAGUCUUUCUUCAGUUCCAAGGCCAAGGUGAUUUAUGUCAUCAGAAAUCCCAAAGAUAUUAUUGUAUCUGGUUACUUUUUCUGGAAUUCAGUGCAUUUUGUUAAGAAACCAAAGUCAAUGGAACAGUAUCUUGAAUGGUUCCUGGAAGGAAAUGUGCCAUAUGGGUCAUGGUUUGACCACGUUCGUGCCUGGAUGUCCAUGAGAGAGAGGGAGAACUUCCUGAUGCUGAGUUAUGAAGAGCUGAAACGGGACACAGAAGGAAAUAUAGAGAAGAUUUGUCAAUUCCUGGGUAAGAAGGUAGAGCCAGAAGAACUCAACCUAAUCCUCAAGAAUAGCUCCUUCCAGGCCAUGAGAGAAAACAAGAUGUCCAAUUUCUCCAUUCUGGAUGAUACUUAUAUAGUUCACAAAAACCCACUUCUGAGAAAAGGAGUAACUGGGGACUGGAAAAAUUACUUCACAGUGGCCCAAGCUGAAGCCUUUGAUAAACUAUUCCAGGAGAAGAUGGCAGAUCUUCCUCAGGAGCUGUUCCCCUGGGAAUGAUGUCUAAGAUAGUUCUGGAUCUUAUAUAGAUGCUGAUAUGUUUUCUCCUGUCCCUGUACACAUGCAUGACUUGGGUUCAUUGUGUAAAACCUAUUUUUUCAUCCUGGAGCCUUGAAUAAUCAAAUCUUUGCAUCUUUGACUACUUCCUUG